Molecule: messenger RNA, 404 nt
Organism: Trichomycterus rosablanca
Lineage: Eukaryota; Metazoa; Chordata; Actinopteri; Siluriformes; Trichomycteridae
Gene: hmga2
Product: high mobility group AT-hook 2
Exons: 4
Coding region: 114-404 (96 amino acids)
Biological process (GO): regulation of DNA-templated transcription
Cellular component (GO): chromatin; nucleus
Molecular function (GO): transcription coregulator activity; DNA binding
Source: RefSeq, a predicted model, not a curated record
GACUUCAGCGGGUUCCCCCCUCUUCCCUAAUUUUCAACCCUAUCGCAAUCCCGCAGCAGGACGUCCGGUGCAGGAGCUUCACAUUUGCCCCGAUCGGGUGGAUCUGAGUCGCAAUGAGCGCCCGCGGUGAGGAAACCGGCGAAGCCUCGGGGUCCGGGGAGCAGCCCGCUCCGGCCACCGAGCCUCCCAAGAGAGGACCAGGCAGACCCAGGAAACCUCAACAAGAACCCACGGGUGAGCCUGUCCCUAAACGACCGAGGGGACGUCCCAAGGGAAGCAAGAACAAGGGCCCCUCCAAAGCAGCGCAAAAGAAAGUCGAGACCACAGGGGAAAAGAGACCCAGAGGGAGACCAAGGAAAUGGAGUUCAGGUGUUUCAACCACACCCAUGGCUAACGUGUAUUAA